CGCACGGCCGGUAGGGGGCGGGGUUAGUGUGGGCCGCGGAGGCGACAAUGUCACCGGCUCUUUGUUUGGGUCUGAAACACGGAUAACGGACUCGGUUUAUUUAUUUCUUCUUAUUAUUUUCUUUUGUAAAACCCAUUGGAUUUAAUUGUCCUGCUUUAGAGGACAAACAGAUUCUUAUUCACGGCUCACUUUUCUUUUCUCCAGCGGCGGAAUCUUAUAGAGUAGAGAGAAGCAGCGGCUAGUUAACGGCUAGUCAGAGACACUCCGUCUGAAUAUUUAUUUAUAUACACAUUUAAUCUAAUAGCGUUUAUUUAAUCGUGUUGUGUAUUUUAUAAAGGAUUUUUAGUGUUUUUUAUGUAAUGUUUUUGUUUGUAGCUCAGUAGUGAACCUGGUUCAUGUUAGCAAACACUAGCUGUCGCUAAUCACUUUGUUUUUUUUUGUGUUUUUUUCACUUCCGGUUUUUUGUUUAGUUUCUUCAACGUUUAUAAGCUAAAUUAACUUUCAGUUUUUUAACAUUUAUUUAUUUAUUUAUUUAUAACCUGAAGUAUUUAAACACUAUUUUAUUGCUCGGUAAUCUGGAGUAAGAUUAGUGCUUUAGAUUCCGUGGUUUGUUUUUGUUUAUUUAUCAUUAGAUUAAUUGAUUAAUUGGUGUGUGUGCUGUAGAUGUGUGCAGGUGUGUUAGUGUAGUGCAGGUGUGUUAGUGUAGUGCAGGUGUGUUAGUGUAGUGCAGGUGUGUUAGUGUAGUGCAGGUGUGUUAGUGUAGUGCAGGUAAAACAGUCUGCAGGGUUUAUUUAUCAUCAGAUCCAUUUAAUCUGUGAUCUUCACCUCCUGCACUCAGAUCAGAAAACGAUAUAAAUAAGUAUAAACGCACAGUCAAGAGCUGUAGGGAGGGUGUGUGUGUGUGUGUGUGUGUGUGUGUGUGUGUGUGUGUGUGUGUGUGUGUGUGUGUGUGUGAGGGGGUUAUUAUGGCCUGUGCUUGGGGCAUGAAGAAGGUCUCAUUAUGGACUAAUUCACUUUUCAUCCUCAGCAUGGUCUUCCUCAACGAAGCGUUCUCCUCACAGCGCGGUGAUAACGUCUACGUGUCCGGGAUCUCCAACGCCUGUGGAGAUGUGGUGGAGCAGAUCAGGGCCUCCAGCGGUGUGAUCACCAGUCCUGGAUGGCCUUUUGAGUAUCCGUCUCGCAUCAACUGCAGCUGGAACAUCCGAGCAAAUCCUGGAGAAAUAAUUACCAUUAGUUUUCAGGACUUUGAGAUCCAGAGCUCGCACCGCUGCGGUAUGGACUGGAUCUCCAUCGGCACCUACAAGAACCUGGAUGGUUACCGAGCGUGCGGUUCUUCCAUCCCGGCUCCCUACAUCUCCUCUCAGGACCACGUGUGGAUCAAAUUCCACUCGGACGACACGCUUACCGGCAAGGGCUUCAAGCUCUCGUACAUCACAGGAAAGUCGGAGGAGGCGAGCUGCGAGGCGGAUCAGUUCCACUGCGUGAACGGGAAGUGCAUCCCCCAGUCGUGGAGGUGCAACACGAUGGACGAGUGCGGAGACAACUCCGACGAGGAGCUCUGCGUUCAUCCCAACCCUCCUUCUUCCUCUUCUUCUUCUUUCUUCUCCUUUCAGCCGUGCUUGUUCGAUCAGUUCCCAUGCGUCUCGCGCUACACCCGAGUCCUCACCUGCCUUCCGUCUUCUCUCCGCUGUGACGGCGCCAUCGAUUGCCAGGACCUGAGCGACGAAAUCGACUGCGACGUUCCCGCCUGCUCAGAGCUCCGCCUUCAAAACUUUUACGGGACUUUUAACUCUCCAAAUUACCCGGAUUUCUACCCCCCCGGAAGCGACUGCACGUGGCUGAUCGACACCGGCGAUCACCGCAGAGUCGUCCUGCGCUUCCUGGAUUUCAAAUUAGACGGAACCGGUUACUAUGGAGAUUUUGUAAAAGUGUACGACGGCUUGGAGGCGGAGCCUAGGCGCCUCCUCCGCGUUCUGACCACCCUGGAUUCGCGCACUUCGGUCAUAACGAUCAUUUCGUCGUCGGGGCAGCUGCGUGUGCACUUUUACGCAGAUAAGAUCAACACUGCGCGAGGAUUCAACGCUACCUAUCAGGUCGAAGGGUUUUGCUUGCCCUGGGAGAUGCCGUGCGGAGGAAACUGGGGGUGUUACACCGAACAGCAGCGCUGCGACGGGUACUGGCACUGUGCUAACGGCAGAGACGAGCUGAACUGCAGCGGAUGCGGUGAAGACGAGUUCCCCUGUUCCAGAAAUGGCGCGUGUUACCCGCGAUCCGACCGCUGCAACUAUCAGAACCGCUGCCCCAACGGCUCCGACGAGAAGAACUGCGCUUUCUGCCAGCCGGGGAACUUCCACUGCAGGAACGGCCGCUGCGUGUUCGAGAGCUGGGUGUGUGACGCGCAGGACGACUGCGGGGACGCCAGCGACGAGGACGCCUGCCCUGUCGCCGUGCCAACACGGGUCAUCGCCGCCGCAGUUAUCGGGAGCCUGGUGUGUGGCCUGCUGCUCGUCAUCGCGCUCGGCUGCACCUGCAAACUCUACUCUCUCAGGAGCUUCGAGCGCAGGUCGUUUGAGACCCAGUUGUCCAGAGUGGAGGCGGAGUUACUGAGGAGAGAAGCUCCGCCCUCAUAUGGCCAGCUUAUCGCUCAGGGAUUAAUCCCCCCUGUGGAGGAUUUUCCUGUCUGUUCUGGCAACCAGGCUUCCGUGUUGGAGAAUCUCCGGCUGGCUGUUCGCUCUCAGCUCGGCUUCACCUCCAUCCGCCUCCCCUCCUCCGGUCGCCACGGAAACGUCUGGCGCCGGCUUUUCAAUUUCACGCGUUCUCGCCACUCCGCCUCAUUAGCGCUGGUGUCCUCCGGUGCAGGGGUGGAGUCGGACUCGGGAAGCGGGGUUCACGGCGUCGGAAGCUCCGCCCACAUUUCAGAGCGACUGGAUUCUGACGAUUCAGAAAGCGAGCAGCAGGGGGCGGUGGGCGGCGCGUCGGCUUCUCUUCUGCCUCACAAAACCCCUCCGGCCGCCACCAUUGUUUCCGUUUCCGCGAGCACCGCCCCGCACGCCGUCCCCGAGAGCGACGACAUAGUGGUUCCGCCUCCCAGCGGGCGGGGCUCGUUAGUGGCGCGUGGGCUGCGCUGGGUCCGGAUGUCCUUCGGAUCUCGAUUCGCACAGCAGAACCGAAGCCCGCUGAGGCAGAUGCAGAACGGAACAGCGAGCGAAGAAGAUGACGAUGAAGACGUCGAGCUCCUCGUUCCUUUAACCGACACCUCCGACGCGCCUUCCACCGCUCCCUCGCUCCGUGGCAGGCCGGCGAUUCGGGACGGGCCCUGCGAGAACUGCGGGAUGGUCCACACGGCUCAGAUUCCCGACGCAUGCUUAGAGGCAACGACUAGAACAGAAACCAGCGACGACGAUUCUCUUUUGCUUUGUUAAUUCUCGUUUCCACCCGCUCUGCCUUCGCUUCUUCGCUAUCCCUAGCAAGGGGAAGUCUGAAUGUUUUUUUGGACACCUGCCCUUACCUGCCCGUGACCUUUCCAAGAGCUUCAGAGCAGUUCUGGUGAUGCCGUCUCCCCUUCACUUUGCAGUUUCCUGUCUCUGGUUUAGCUUAAAGGUUUGUUGCGCCGGCAGUUAAAACGACUGGAUGAUUAUUUCACAUACCAUGACUGACAGAGGGCCAGCGUCAGGCCCCCAAGCCCGGGCCCUUUAACCCAUUAACUCUUCAGCCGUAAGUGUGAAUGGAAUUCCGCCUCACCUGUGUGGCGCUUUGCAUCUGCCAGAAAAGGUUACUUUUUGACCUUUUCCUGCGCAGUAGGAGGGUUUGGGAUACACACACUCAGAACGUAACAGAUUUCUAAGCUCUGUAUGGGAGAGGGGUUUUAACCUCACACUGGUACUGAGGGAGACUUUACACGUUUCGACUCGAUCCGAUGUCAUCAGGAAGGCCGUCUGACGAUCCAAACGUUGCGUAACACGUGAGCAGCCAGGGCUCUUAAUCCAGAUUAAACAGCGUAGUAUGAUUUUUGCAGAUUAUUUAUAACGCAGUGUGAAUAAAGAAGCGACUAUUUUUAAGGGUGUUACGUUCAAUAACAGCCACCAAUGUUGUGUUGUAUUUAUUGUUUCUUUACUGCUUUAAUGUUUUGGUACUGAAAACUCUGUGUGUGUGUGUGUAUUUAUUAAUGGUUUUAAUUUCAGUAGUGGUUAAUUAAGAAGCAUGUGACAUUGUCUUGUGCUAUUUUUUUCCCCCAUUUUUUUAGGUGACUAUUGUGUACGAAAGUUAUUGUAUAUAAACAUGCGUAACUGGUUACUGCAUUAAAGAAUAAAGUAUUCCAUGCCA
Messenger RNA from Silurus meridionalis, 4323 nucleotides. It is a transcript of the gene lrp12, whose product is annotated as low density lipoprotein receptor-related protein 12. Gene Ontology annotation, molecular function: low-density lipoprotein particle receptor activity; protein binding. The transcript has 7 exons. The record is from RefSeq and is a predicted model, not a curated record. Gene Ontology annotation, cellular component: plasma membrane. Bases 966 to 3422 code for a protein of 818 amino acids. Lineage: Eukaryota; Metazoa; Chordata; Actinopteri; Siluriformes; Siluridae.